This is a messenger RNA of Eriocheir sinensis (Chinese mitten crab), 6028 nucleotides long. Its product is annotated as WW domain-binding protein 11-like. The record is from RefSeq and is a predicted model, not a curated record. Lineage: Eukaryota; Metazoa; Arthropoda; Malacostraca; Decapoda; Varunidae. Gene Ontology annotation, cellular component: spliceosomal complex. Gene Ontology annotation, biological process: mRNA cis splicing, via spliceosome. The transcript is spliced from 5 exons. The coding region runs from base 628 to 2568 and encodes 646 amino acids.
UACGACAACUGAGCAAAGCAAGAGCAGGAAGAGCCCAACACAACAACUCGGCUCAGUCAUCAACACUACUGGAGGAGGAGGAGGCGUGCGUGUCCUGCCCCGCCCUGCCCCUGCCACAGCCACAGCGCUAGGCCAGGAUUUACAGCAUUGACAGGGCCGCCGCCAUCACCCUGCCACCAGCCAGUCCUUCGGCGGAGAGGCAGGGAGGGACGCCUGGCCUUCCCGCGUGUGUCCCAGCGUUCCCUACACCACAGCCCACAGCAUUAAGACCAGCCCGGACAGCCCACAGCAUCAACCCAGGACAGCCCACGGCAUCACUACUAGCCCAGACAGCCCACAGCAUCAGGAGCAGCCCGGACAGCCCACAGCAUUAGGAGCAGUCCGGACAGCCCACAGCAGUAGUAAAGAAACGCCCACAGCAUCAGUAGCAGCCUGGACAGCCCACAGCAGUAGUCCAGAAAAGUCCACAGCAUUAGGAGUACCUCAGGACGGCCCACAGCAUCAGGUACAGCUCGGACAGUCCUCAGCCCCAGCAUCAUCACCAUCCCGGGCAGUCACCAGGGCAGCCCACAGCAGUAGUCCAGUCCAUUCCACAUCGUCAGGGGCCGCAGCCACAGCACCGCCACCAUGGGGAGACGCAGCAUCAACACCACCAAGAGUGGGAAGUACAUGAACCCCACAGACCAGGCCCGCAAGGAGGCGCGGAAGAGGGAGCUGAAGAAGAACAAGAAGCAGAGGCAGAUGGUGCGGGCGGCCGUGCUCAAGGGGAAGGAUCCGUCGCAGAUCAUUAUGGAGAUGGAGAAGAUUGACAGCAUGGAGUACAACGUUGAGGUCCCGCCGGCGCUCAGCGAAAAGGUGCUGAAGGACAAACGUAAGAAGCUGCGGGAGACUCUUGACCGCGUGCUGAAGCUGUACGAGCGCGAGAACCCCGAGUACUGGGUGGAGAUCCGGCGCAUGGAGGGAGACUACGAGAAGAAGCGCCUCACCCUCAUUGAGUACUUCGAGUCUGUCCGCACGGCCCAGGUGGUCACCGUGGACGAGAUCCCGCUGCCCAACCUGGAGAUGCCCCCCACCGCCCCCGACAUAGAUGGGGUGCCCACCCCUGCCCCAGACCCCACCCCGGCCCCCGCCCCCGUGCCCAAUGCCCACAUGGUUCCCGCACAUGGCAUCCUCAAGAAGAUGUCUGCCUACGUGGCCCCGGAGCCCCGGCGGCCCCCUGGGUGCCCCCCAACACUGCCGCCGGAACUGAGUGACGGGGAGGAGGAGGAGGCCAUGGAGACGGAGGGCGGUGCGGCAGAGGCCUCCGAGGCACGGGAGGAUGAGGGGGAGACGGACGGCCCGCCACCGCCACCACGCAGCCGCACCAUCAGAUUUGAGGACGGGGAGGAGGAGGCAGGGGGGGAGGAGAAGGACACCCGGGCCACGGUGGCCGCGGUGGCCUCCAGCAAGGGCCUGACCAGCCUGCAGACCAAGCUGCUGCAGAUGUCCGGCCAGGACAUCGACGACUUCAUGCGGGAAACCGAGGUGCUGUUCAGGGAGAAGGCCGCCGAGCGCCGGGCCGACCUCAGGGCCAGGCUGGACAAGCUGGACGACGACCCCGUCCCCCCCGCUGCUGCCGUUGCCGCCCCUGGCCCCCCUCACCAGCCCCCUCUGCUGUCCAUGCCACCCCCAUCCCAGGGCCGGGCCCCGCCCACUGCUGCCCCUCCACCUGCUGGCCCCCCCCUGGCCAUGCCCCCGGCCUCUGCUGCCUCACAGCCCCCGCCCUCCUCGGCCCCUUACCUGCCCCCUGGCCCUCCCCCUGCCUCUGUGGUGGCCCCAGGGGGUGGGCCCCCCAACAUGGGACAGGUGGGCCUGGGCGGUGUGCCCCCAGGCCAGGUGCUGGCUGCCCCGCCUUCUUCCAUGCCCCUGGUACCCCCGGGGGUGCCCCAGCCGGGCCAGGCCGUGUCCCUCAAUCCUUCCCUCUCGGGGCCGCUGGGCCAGCCCUCUGUGGUGCCUCAGGUGGCCCCCCCUUCUGUGCCCCAAGUGGCCCCACCCCCCACAGGCCCCCCUGGCGCCCCGCCCCUCAUGUUCCGGCCGCCCCCUCCCAUGCGCACCAACCUGCCACCACCCCCAGGGGUGCGGCCCCCUCCAGGCCCCCUGCCCCAGGGCAUGCCUCCAAGACUGCCAAACAUGCGCAUGCCACCCCCCAUGCCCCCCCGGCCUCCCAUCAGGCCCCCGGGUAUCCCCCCGGGCCUGCCCCCCCCAGGCAUGCCUCCCCGGGGCCUUCCGCCGCUGCACAACCCCAACGUGCUGUCUGCCGGGCCCCAGCUCAUCGCCCGCCCCAGGGAGGACGACAAGAAGCACUCCGCCACCAUCGAGGCAAAGCCGCAGAUCAGGAGCCUGAGUGCCGACGUGACCCGCUUCCUCCCCACGGCACUGAGGGUCAAGAGAGAAGACAAAAAGAAGGCAGGAAAGACACAGACAGACGUCAAGGAGCUGGGCGCAGGGAAGGCUGAAGAGGCAGACCGGAAGCCCACAAAGGACGACGCAUAUUCCCAAUUCAUGCGGGAGAUGGAGGGGCUCUUGUGAGGGGGGGGUGAGAAGCACAGACCCCCAGCUCACCUCUCUGCACAUCCCUUCACAGCCCUUCAAGUCUCCACGUCACGCCUACCAUGUGUGUAGAGUGUAGAGUUGUGAUAGAACUGUUAUGUGUGUGUGUGAGUGUGUGUGUGUGUGUAUAGUCGUGUUAGAACCAGUGAGUGUGUGUGUGUGUGUGUGUGUGUGUGAUGGAAGUGUUAUGUGUGUGUGUGUGUGUGUGUGGAGAAUUGUGUGUAUAGUCGUGUUAGAACCAGUGAGUGAUUUUUAUUUUUUUAUUUUUUUUUCUGUCGUCAUAAUUUUGCAAGAUUUCUUUCGUCUUAGAAUGUACGAUUGUUUGGAUUUGUUAUUCGUAUUGUUUUCUUUUGUUAUGAUUUCACUUAGGUCAUUCCUUUCAUUAUUAUUAUUUUGUUUUAAGAUUUCACAUUAUGUUCUGGAAAUCGUGUGUGUGUGUGUGUGUGUGUGUGUGUGUGAGGGCCAGUCAGUAAGUCAGUGUGCCAGCCAUAUAAUCACAUCGAAUCUAUCAGUCAAGUCUAUAAGUCAAGAAUCCAAUGUCCCAGCUAGACCCUGAGCCCUUGAGCCUGUGGCGGGUAUCUUGGGGGGCAUUUCUGGGGUCACCCUGAGCUGUGGUUGUGGUAACACUGCGCCUCGUCAUCAGGGGUGAAAGUAAGAUUAGAUUCUUGCCGGUACUGUCUUCAAAAGUGUACCCCUGCGUACCGGCUGUAGACGGCUGUAUCUCUUCCUGGUUCAGCGUACCCCUGUGCACGUGACACUAGCCGCCACUCGCCUUGUCCAGAACCCAUGAGAUACUGAGAAUGAGAACCACUCAGGCAGUGCUGUCAACUCUGACGGACGAAAAUGCAUGAGAUUGGGUAUCCAAAUCCGCUUGAAAUCCACCAAAUAUCAAGGUAAAGAGAAUGGUAGGUAAGUUCACCAGGUACCUAAAUUUGUCUCUUCUGUGCAUGACAUCAUGUGUAAGAAGGACUGAGGGGUCCGGGCAUGGAAGAGAGGUCAGUUUUGCGUGCACCAGCCUCCUGAUCUGAGCUCCUCACUCACUCAAUGGGAAACUUAGCUAAAGUGUAUUUUCUUUCAAUAUGCCAACUUUUUGUAUUGUGCGCGGUUGUCGAGCAGUUUCGGUGAAAGGAAACGGUAAUAUAUGGUUUCAUUGGCUGCCAAGAGAUCAAGAACUUAGAAAGAAAUGAAUGGAAAUAUAUGAUAUAAAAAAAUACUUAUUCUCGAGCAGAUUCUGUUGGGUUUGUGUGUGGUCGUCACAUGGCAUAAAAGGAAUAAACACUGGUAUAAAAAUAGAUGUUGGUCCCAGACAUUAGUUUUCCAUCACUGAGUAUAUACCAGGACACCUGUCAUUCUCUUUAACUUUAAAUUUACACGUUUCUUUAGAUGUAGAGACAUUUUGACAAGUUGGUGAAGGUGAGUAGGGAAAAUCAAGGGUCAAAUCAGAAGUUUAUUCCUGACUAGUUUCGCAUGGUACAGCUUCUUCAGAGGAAUUCAUUCAUUCCUCUGAAGAAGCUGUACCAAGCAAAAGUAAUCAGGAAUAAACUUCUGAUUUGACCCUUGAUUUUCCCUACUCACCUUCACCACGUUUCUUUAGAUGUCCGUACCAAUAUGGCGGCCGGCUGCCGACCAUAUACACCAGUCAAGCACGCGGUGUCUACUCUACCACAACUUUAUUUCACGUGACGUCACACCCUGCACGGAGCGGCCGGUGUGAUCCUACCUCCCCUUCUCUUUACCUUGCCAAAUGUAAUGAGCUACUUUGCAGUACGAGCGUUUCAUGUUUACAAACAAAUCCUAUCGCCUGGUAAGUAGCGAGGGGCGAAAGUUGUCUUCAAAAGCAUACCCCUGCAUACUGGCUGUAGACGGCUGUAUAUCUCUCACCAAUACGGCAUACCACUGUGUACCAGCUUACUUUCACCCCUGCUCGUCACUCUAUACAGGACACAGGAAAAUCCACCCUUACUCCUUACUCUCUUAGGGUCUGAUAUGAGGUGGAUCUUGGGCCUUUCUUAAAACCUUUCAUCCUGGUUGUUGUGUUUGUUUGUUUGUUAUGGUGUUUUUUGUGGUCUUAACCCAGUAUAGUCUUCUUCAUCUUUAGUUCAUCUCUCAUUUUAUAUUCUGUUCCUCUUUACUCUUUCUUUAGUUCUUCUUAUAGUUAAUUUUUCAUCUAGUUCAUCUUUCAUUUUUUAUUCUGUUCCUCUUUACUCUUUUUUUAGUCCUUCUUAUAGUUAAUUUUUCAUCUAGUUCAUCUUCCAUUUUUUAUUCUGUUCCUCUUUACUCUUUUUUUUAGUUCUUCUUAUUGUUAAUUUUUCAUCUAGUUCAUCUUUCAUUUUUUAUUUUCUUCCUCUUUACUCUUUUUUUAGUUCUUCUUAUAGUUAAUUUUUCAUUAGUUCAUCUUUCAUUUUUUAUUUUCUUCCUCUUUCCUCUCUUUCUAAACUUCUCAUUAAUAUUUUUCCUCCAUUUCCACGUUCCCAAGUUCAUUAUGUACAACAAACACACAAAUUACUAUACAGAAACAGAUUACAAGUUAAAAAGAAUAUAGGAACGUACAGUAAACCCCAAAUUUAGUGCGUUUCUGCUUAAGUAUUUGUUAAUGACGUGACUUAAAUUCUUCUUCUUCCUCAUUUACAGUCCAUCUCUUCUCAUUCUUGGGGUGGGACUUGCGAGGGUCCAGUGGUGGUCCUUCCUCUAUGUCCAACACCUCCAGGCCAUGUGUCACUGUUCCUCUCCAUGUCCUCCUUGCUCUCCCUUCAGGCACCUCCAUUUCCACCCUCUGUCUCCCUUCUCACAUGUCCCAACCAUUGCAACCUUCCCUGUCUCUCUCUCUCCUUCCUCUAUGUCUAACACCUCCAGGCCUUGUGUCAGUGUUCCUCUCCAUGUCCUCCUUGCUCUCCCUCCAGACACCUCCAUUUCCUCACCAUCCUCAGCACUCCGCCCUCUGUCUCUCGUCUCACGUGUCCCAACCAUUGCAACCUUCUCUGUCUCACUCCCUCCUGUAUCUCCUUCAAGCCACAUCUCUUAACCAAUCAUUUAUCACCGUUUCCUCAGCUCUCCACCCUCUGUGUCCCUUCCCACAUGUCCAGACCAUCACAACCUUCUCUGUAUCUCUCUCAAACCUCAUAGCGUCUGGGGUUAAGAGUGGAAGGGAUGGGUUGCUAGUGACUGAAGCUAUGUCAUCAGUAUAAAAUAGUUCACCUUAUGGGCAAGCAGAUAUUGUGUUUCUUGCUGAGCUGUAGAAUAGGUGUGUGUGUGUGUGUGUGUGUGUGUCCGUAGGGUGUGUGGGUGUGACAAGAGUGUUGGCUGGGAAGGUUGAAUCUAGUAUAUUGUCACGCUAUGCACUGUGUCAAUAUGCGCCGAGUGUGUGUGUUUGUGUGUGUGUGUGUAUAGCAACCAUGUAAUUUAAGUAACUUUAUAGAAAUACAGAUCACAUGCAAAGUCA